AUGGAUCCAACAGAUGAUGAUGAUGAUGAUGAUGAUGCAACACAGUCAACUUCGACUUCGAAAAGAACAAGGCUGACAUGGGACCAGAUCAAAGGCAACAUGGACACGAUCCAUCGUAGUUUUCUGAUCCAGCGAAUUCAUCAGCUGGAAGCCAAAUGUGCAAAGCAAGAAAUAGAUCUCAAGGCAGCGAAAAAGAAACAGCGAACAACUGUAGCUGAAAACAAGAAGCUCGAGAAGCAACUGCAAUUGCAGAUUCAGAAAGCCGGAGACCAGACUGACGAGCAGAUCCUGUGCGUUGAGAAAACCACCAAAGCCGGUAAGCAAGGGAAGAGGUUCAGUUCAAAAGGAUACGUAGCACUUGGAAUCCGCAAAAGCUUGUCGGUCACGUCAGCGGUGGGAUUUCCGUUGGCUGCACUUGUGGAUGUAUCACGGCAGACAGUGACACGAAGCGAAACUGCUGUUUGGGCAAUGCUGACAACCCGAUCGGCUGCUUUUCAUGUCGCUAUGCGACGGAAUCUGCGUAUGGUGGCGGGGUGGUUCAACUCGUGGAAUGAGUCCACCAAUGAGUCCAGCAACACCGACCCUCCCGAUAACACGCAGGUGGCGGCCUUUGCUGUUGCCGCUUCCGAGGAGUGUAUUUCGCAUGAGGUUCUGGUGGAGCGUGAUCUCGGGUUGAACCCAGACCCAGACGGGGAUAGAAGUGGGAUAUCAGGCUGGGUAGCCACGCCACUUGACUCAGACAAUAGGCGUGCUGGGGCUGAUGCAUCAUAUUCACUGUCGUCAACUUCGUUUUGCGGGGAUGCCACGAACAGUGGCAUAUGGAGGCGGAACAAGCUUCAAGGCCUCCUUGUGUCGACUGGCACGAUGACGCAUGGGCGCCGUAUCGAGAGUCUCAACCAGUGUGAUCUGCAAGUGUGCUCGACUGGAACAGCCGCCAACAAUCUUGCGAUUGUGUUGAAGCAGCUCAACAGCAUCAAAGUGCCCACAUGGGACGAAUUUGCAGAGAUGACCAGGACAGGUGCAUUGCCCAAGUGCCACAUUCAUGUGUGGUGUCUUUCCGGCGAUUGUGGUCCCGAUCAAGCAAGCUUCCGAGCGUCUAUUCGGACUGUGCUCGCAGCACCUGCUUUCUGGAACCAAUGGGUCUUCGAGGUUCCCUGCCUGAAGCAUCAACUGCAUCUGAUGUGCAAGGACUCGUUGCGACUGCUUAACCAACUGCUUGAAGAGAAGGGCAGAAGCUAUAACUACUUCGGCUCAGUGGCGAAGGUAUGCCAUACGUGGCGUGCUCACGGCGCCAAAGUCAACCAGACGUGGAACGUAAUCGUUCCUCGAGCAUUUGAAUUCAAAGCUUCCUGCACGGUCCCUCCUUUAGCUGUCGCUGGAAGAUGGGGUUCCAUUGAUUGUGCAGAGGAAUAUUUCCUUCAUGCUGCUACUCCCGAUUACGUCGUGAGAACAUUCCUUGCAACCUUCGCCACGGGGGAGUACAAUGCCUACUUGGAACGAAACGCUCAACGUCAAGACCAGUCGGCGCUGGAACACGAUGUGGACGAACUGGGCCUGGAAGAGGCAGCUGAAUACCGAUCAAAGGUAACCAAGUGGAUCAAAGGCUCAUUGCUUUGCUUGCAAGAUACGCUGUUUUGGUUCCUCUUGCAAGUAUCCUUCAUGUCGCGGUCACCCUUCCGCCAUAUGUUUGCUAUCCUGAGCAAGUACAGUGGCCAUGCGUCGAGUAGAAUCCGCAAUCCGUGCACGGACUGUGAAGCGCAUGAACUGCCCAUAGUGGAUCUUGUUACGGUUCGGCUUGCGCAGCUUGAUGACGAAUUUCAUGACCUGCGCAACAACAUACCUUGCUGGUGCGAACGAACCCUUGCGUCUCUGCAAGGGAUGAUCUGCUGGGAUGCAAACCAUGCACUUUUACUGGAAGAUUUGCAGCAUAUGGCCAUGCGGGUGGUGAUGCUGAACCACGCCUCUUACAAGCGCAGGAUAGUGGGCUUGUUUUCUCAGACCCGUGUCAGCAAGUCCAUCUUUGUACUUAUAACCCGAUAUCAUUGA
Messenger RNA from Symbiodinium sp. CCMP2592, 2046 nucleotides. NCBI's taxonomy places the organism in Eukaryota, Dinophyceae, Suessiales, Symbiodiniaceae. The record is from the annotation of a GenBank genome assembly.